AUGGAAGCACCCCAAUCGAUUCCAGAAAAUCACAGCUCUGAUAACCUGCAUUCUCGGUGCUCUUCCCAUAUGUUUGGCUUGCCGGCUCGACUUGAUGAAAAAGCGAUGUUACACAUUCGUAUGAGAUCGAGGCAAUACACCCGACCUGUUUCAGGAGCCCUUCUUCUGCUGACGUUGUUCUGCGUGGGUCUGCUGGGCACAAUCAUCAUGUGGACGACUGAUAUUUUCGAUUCCCUCAUAGAUGAUAGGCUGGUGCUGCGCAACAACUCGGCUGCGUUCGAAGCGUGGCGGGUGCCGCCCGUGAAGCCGCUGAUGCGCUUCCGCUUCUUCAACUACACCAACUUGGACGCCUACCGCCGCGGCGACGACGUGCGCCUGCGCGUCGAGGAGGUCGGGCCCUACACCUACACGGAGGCGACGGAGAGAGUGAACGUAGUCUUUCACGAUAAUGGCACCAUUACGUACCAGAACCGUCGCUCCUACGAGUUCGUCCCCGAGGAGACGAACGGGACCCUCGACGAUGUGAUCGUCACAGUCAACGUGCCGCUUAUGACGACGAACUACAUGAUGCGGAAGACGAACUACUUCCAGCGCCUGCCGAUGGCGGCGGGGCUGCGCCUCUUGUCCCCAGAGCCGCUGCACGCGCGAACGGUGCGCGAGAUCUUCUGGGGCUACACCGACCCCCUCACCAAGGUCGCCAGCAUCAAGAUGAAGGACCUCAAGGUCGGCGUCCUGGAGCAGAUCUCGCACUUCGGCGGCCGCGACCACGUGGACUACUACACGACAGAGGAGUGCAACCGCGUCGACGGCAGCGACGGCUCCAAGUUCCCGCCGCCCGACGUGCACCCUGGCGGCACGCUCGUCAUCUACCACCGCGACGUGUGCCGGCGCGUGCUCCUCGUCGCGCACGAAUACGUCUCGGUGUUCGACGGCGUGCCGGCCAUCCGCUUCCGGCCACCGCCCGACCUGCUGGCCGACGGCGACGCCAACCCGGAGAACGCGUGCUACUGCGUGCCCAGCACCUACGACGUGUGCCAGCCGUCGGGCAGAAUGGGGGUGCCUAUCGGAGGGCGCACUCGCUUUCAAUUCAAUGUGCUGGUGAAGGACACCUUCAACAACUUCAUGCUCAAGCGUUUGGAUGAGAAGCUUCUGCCUUUUCUCUGGCUUGAAAGAGAAUUGACUGGAUUCCCGCCAGAGCUGCAGAAAAUCUUCUACACCGUGUCGGUGACGGUUCCCAAGAUCAAGUUGGCGCUGUACUGCAUAUCGCCGGCGCUCAUGCUGCUGACCGGCGUCAUCUUGCUCGUGUGGGCCGGGCGAGUCAUGUAUCGCCUUCUUCGGGAGCCCCUGAACCCCCCCGAAGUGUACGUCAUGACGCGCCUGUGACGCUCCUGAGGACAGUAGUCCGGGCGAUGUCCUCGUCUUCACCCACACUUCAUGCCGACGUCAUCCCGCGAAAAAACUUUUGUCAACGUCGAAGUCAUUUCGGUGUCCUGGGCGCUGGCCGACUGUUCUGCUUGAAGGAUAAGUUACGGAGUCUGAGUUUGUCUGUAAUUUGGAAAUGAUCUAUGUGUUUACGAAACUAAAAAUUUGGCUGAAAUUGUUUUUUUCCAGCCUUCGUAGCCUCUUUGAACUCGCUGUCGACGUUAAGCGAGAUUUUAUUUUUUUAAUCGUUGGUGGAAAAACUUUGUGUCUUUAAACGAUGAUAUUUUUAUAGUGCUCAGCUUUUGUUUUAAAACUCAUCCCCUCAAUGAGUUUAACUGUAUUUUUAUUAUUGCGUGUGUGUCGAACUUAGAGCGAAAUGUAGGAAGUAUAACUAUGACUCUGAAAACAAAAAAUAAAAUAAAAAUAAAAAUCCAAUCCCUAGAGUAGCAAGACUGAAGAACUUGCAACUGAUACUCGAAGUAAGAAAAUAGUGAAUUGUAAACUAGUCAAAUACUCCUGAUUAGCUGUUGCAAGAAAAACCGAAUGACAAAAGAAGAGCUUAGUGUACUUUUUUUUUCAAACAAGAAUUUUUAAAGUUCGUAGCAACUAGUGUUCCUUUUUUGUGCCAUUAAACUGAAAGUACGUUGCGUGAAAGAGAAAUUGUAAUCGAAUAAAAUGUAAAAAUAUUGUAUUAUAGGAUACAUACAUAUUACUGUGAUAAAACUCGCAGAGAGAAAGUGAGGCAAGCCGUGUUUACAAAGCAUCAUGCUCUGCUCAAACUAAAGACUAGAUUUACUCGUAAUGUUAGAAUAUGUUAAACGAGUAUUGUGAAUAUCGUACAAUAUAGUUAUAUAUUUAGUAGUUUUCACGUAAGUUACCACUUUCAUUGUAUACGAAUUAAUAUAGGCUUUGUGCUGUUGAGGUUAAUUGUAAGUAAUUUAACAGAAAUUUUAACAAAAUUUCUUAUUUAUAAUGUUAAUUAUGUAUAAAUGAAGUAACAUAACUGUAGGUAAAUUAAAUUGAAAGAAUGCAGGAAUUGUGAAAUAAAAGGAGGAAAGUUCAAACUUUAUUGUUAGUGGUGAAUUUUGUUAUGUUUUGUUAUAUAAUACUUAAUAAAACUAUUUUUAUGAAUUUUAUUAUUUCCUGAUUCAUUCACAUUUGAUUAUUUUAAAUCAAUAUUUGUUUGUUCUUGGACCUGAG
Messenger RNA from Gryllus bimaculatus (two-spotted cricket), 2622 nucleotides. NCBI's taxonomy places the organism in Eukaryota, Metazoa, Arthropoda, Insecta, Orthoptera, Gryllidae. The record is from the annotation of a GenBank genome assembly.